AUGAGUCUUAGUGUUUAUUUAUCAUUUAAUGGUAAUUGUGAAGAGGUAAUGAAUUUUUAUAAAGAUAAAAUUGGUGCAAAGGUUGAAUCGAUCAUACGUAUUGAAGAUGUUCAAGGAAAAUGUGACGGAAUAUCUGACAAAGAAGAAGAUAAAAAGAAAAUAAUUCAUGCUGUUAUGUAUAUUAAUGAUACAAAAUUAAUGUGUUCAGAUUGUCGUAGUGAUAAAGCAAUUAUUGGAGAUAAUUUUUCAUUAUCAUUUGAUUUCAAGAAUAUUGAUGAAAUACAACGUACAUUUGAUGCAUUAUCAAAUAAUGGUGGCACAGUUACAAUGCCAAUUCAAGAUACGUUUUGGAAUGCAAAAUUUGGUAUGUGUAAAGAUAAAUUUGGAAUUCAUUGGAUGUUCAAUUAUGAUAAAUUAAAAUCUUAA
Messenger RNA from Didymodactylos carnosus, 426 nucleotides. NCBI's taxonomy places the organism in Eukaryota, Metazoa, Rotifera, Eurotatoria, Philodinida, Philodinidae. The record is from the annotation of a GenBank genome assembly.